AUGUCAUCUUUACUUCCUGACCCCAUAGACAUGAGGAAGGAAGAAAGAGAAUACUAUAGCACAUUCAAGAAAGCAUAUGCUUACACAGACAAAGAUAAAGGCCGACCAGCAAAUGAUUGUUUGCUCAUUUAUGACCAUGAAGUAGGGUCUCCCGUGGGCACCAUUGGUUGUUGCAGUUGGAUUGUGGAUGGUUUCGAUGAAAGCUACAUGGAAACUUUAGAUUCAAAAUCUAGGACUCUUGCUGAAAUCUGCUUAGACACAGAAAUUGAACCAUUUCCUUCACAGCAGGCCUGUAUUCCCAUCAGUACUGACCUCCCUUUACUAGGACCAAAUUACUUUGUUAAUGAAUCUUCAGGAAUGACUCUCUCAGAGGCAGAAUUCCAGGCAGAAAUGGCCAUACCUGAACCCACGAUGCAUGGGGAUAUUGUAGUGACUGAGACUUACAGAACUGCUGAUCCAUGUGUGCAACCCACUCCAAUUGUUUUUGAUCCUCAGCUUGCGCCCAACAUCGUUGUAACGGAAACAGUAAUGGCACCUAUCUACGAUGUCCAAAGGGGUAUCUCUGUAGCUGCUGAGUUAGCCAACACACACAGUGUAAUCUAUGCUGAGAGAGUGCUGUCUAGUCCUGGUAGGCCUGGCAUGAGCAGUAGCAGCAUGACGGAUAGUUGUAGGGGACCUGUGAUGAGUGGCGGUAUUUUGGUAGGAUCAGAAAUUCAAGUGAUGCAAAUGGUGAGUCCAGACAUUCACAUAAGCCAAACCAUUGGUUCCCCAUCCCCAAUGACAUCUCGACACACAGUAACACAGUAUAGUAACAUGUAUUACUUCUAA
Messenger RNA from Mesoplodon densirostris (Blainville's beaked whale), 828 nucleotides. Its product is annotated as desmoglein-4-like. Gene Ontology annotation, cellular component: membrane; desmosome. The record is from RefSeq and is a predicted model, not a curated record. NCBI's taxonomy places the organism in Eukaryota, Metazoa, Chordata, Mammalia, Artiodactyla, Ziphiidae. Gene Ontology annotation, biological process: cell-cell adhesion. Gene Ontology annotation, molecular function: calcium ion binding.